GCCCUUUCCCCCGGCCAUCACUACUUCAAUGCCUAAUCAGUCUCCACAGACAUCUCAACCCUGAUUGUGCUAUAUAGUUCAGUUGAAAUUGUUCAAACUUCAAACCCUAUGGCAGACUUUUUUGCUUAAGCUGGAUCUUAGUCAAACCAGAAAAUGGAGAUAGAACACUUCAGUCAUCAUCACACUUUAUUCCUCUCAGAUGAAAAGGAAGGUUGUGACAUUCCUUGCAAUGUUUGUUCUGAACCUGUAAUGGGUCUAGUUUAUUGCUGCAAACAAUGUGUUUUUGUUCUUCACAAAUGGUGUGCUGAGAUUCCUCAUGAGAUCCAUGACCAAACACACCCACAUGUACUCACUCUUGUUCCAAAUGGACCGUCAUCUUCUUCUUUUUCAAAUAAUUUCAGCUGUAAUCGUUGCCUGGAGGAAAGUUCAUGUUUCAGAUUCAGCUGUAUUGAUUGCUCUUACAAUAUCCACGUCGAAUGUGCCUCGUUUGUAACAAAUCACCAAGUAACGUUUUUAGUCCGAGGAAAGUCCCUUGAGUUUAGUCAUAUUCGAGUUAUGCCUUUAUCAGAUCGAUCAUUCACAUGUGUGGCCUGUGGAUUUCCUGGCAACACAUCCUGGUUUGAAUGUAAAGGGGAAACAAUCAAACUUCAUGUUCAAUGUGCAAAUUUACCAAACACUGCCAAACAUCCUACACAUCGUCAUCAACUCAUUUUAUCUGCUAAUUUCAUUGAAGACGAACUAGAUGGUGAAGAAUUCUACUGUGAUGCAUGUGAGGAACAGAGAGAUCCAAAGGACUGGAUUUAUCAUUGUUCAAAAGAUUGCUGCUCUUUUGCCACUCACAUCAGCUGUGCAAAUUCUCCAUUGGGCAGACUUGAUCAAUUUGUUAAGAAAAAUCCUCUGUAUGAAAGUGCCAAACACAGGCCAAUUGACCCACAACAACAAGAAAUCGAUCUGUCAUUGACAGAGACAUUCGAGAGGAUGCUUUUCGCAUUGGAGAUUAUGGAGAAGAGGAACAAAGAUAGGAAACAAAUAGAAGACAGUAGUAUUAUUGAACUAGAUCUUCAAUACAUCGGCCAUAACCAUCCUUUGAUCCUAUAUGACGAGUCAUUUAUUGAAGCCGCCACUUGUGAAGUUUGUUUCACUGGUACCUACGGGAAGACAUACAUCUGUAAAGACUGUAAGUACUAUCUUCAUAAAUGGUGUUCAAAAUUACCGGAGCAAAUCCAACACCCUAUUCACCAAGAACACUCUUUGACACUAACGAAAUCUCACUACACAUGGAAUUGCGAGCUUUGCAAAUCUAGUGAAAGCUUCCAUAUGGGCUACCAUUGCAAUGAAUGCAAUGUUAGUCUUCAUGUACUAUGUGCUUCAUUGCCUCAGAACCUCCUUAGGCAUGAUAUUCACAAGCACAGGCUCACUCCAGUCUGUUUGGCUGUUGAUCGCAAGUUACAUCAAUUCUCGGACUCGAUAUUCCCAAAGAAAUAUAGCCAAGAAUUGCCUGUUUGUAAUAUAUGUGCAUUUCCUUGUGAUCAGCUUUCACUGGAAUGUGAUGAAUGCAAUUUUUAUGUUCACAUUCAGUGCUUUUUGUUGCCUAUCACUGGUAAACAUGUGACUCAUAGACAUGACCUGGUUCUUGGGCUGCCUCCAGAUUGGGACAUGGAUUCGGAAGAAUUUUAUUGUGAUGCUUGCGAGUUAGAAAGAAAUUCAAGGAGUUGGGUUUACUUUUGUGCUGAAUGUGCUCAAGAAAAAUAUGUAUAUGCUGCACAUAUUGAUUGUGUUCAUUCUCCUAAGCUGAUCUUGUCAUAAUCAAACAUGUAUUUUGUUC
This is a messenger RNA of Impatiens glandulifera, 1825 nucleotides long. RefSeq lists its product as uncharacterized. The coding region runs from base 154 to 1806 and encodes 550 amino acids. The transcript is spliced from 2 exons. NCBI's taxonomy places the organism in Eukaryota, Viridiplantae, Streptophyta, Magnoliopsida, Ericales, Balsaminaceae. The record is from RefSeq and is a predicted model, not a curated record.